GGGUUUUAGGCACAAUUUCGUUCGCAAGUCUCCCAGUCCCAGUUCACUUUUAACAUGUCGGUUUCGGAUCUAAUUGGUGCCCUUGAUGCCAUUCCCAAGCUCACAGUUCCCGAUUCUCCUGCUCCGCCGACUUCGGUAUUCCUCGAUGCUCCCGAAUGGCUAACGGAGAGCUACUUGCAGGAUGCCCUGCGCAAGUACUACAAGGACCAGAGGAUCAGGAUCAACUGGGUUAAGGUGAAUCCCGCCCUGGGCAAGGGGGAGAACUACGGCGGAGUGCUGACCCGCGUGAAGGCACAGUUCACCCGGAGCGAUGGCACUUCGCAACUGGGUCACUACAUAGUAAAGUCCACCUUCGAGGGAAAUGAGUUUGCCCAGAGCACCAUGGAACCCUAUGACAUCUUCAAUCGCGAGAUGAUUAUCUACGAGCAGGUUCUGCCCAAGCAGAAGGCCCUCCUCCGAGAGAUUGGCGAUCCUGAGCAGAUCUUCGCCGAAACCAUGGCCGUGGACAUUGAUAACUCGGCGUUGAUAUUCGAGGAUCUGAAUGCUCGGGGUUUCGUAAUGCCCGACCGUUUGGUGGGUUUGGACCUAAAGCUGACCAAAAUUGUGCUCCGAAAACUGGCCAAGAUGCAUGCCACCUCGGCGGUACUGAACGAACGGGAGAGCCACUCCUUGGAGGGCUACGAUCGAGGGUUCUUCAACCGGUACACCGACAACUACGAGGGUGCAUUCGUUGGUAUGUUCCAGGCGGCUACGCGUCGUGUGGCCCAGUGGCCGGGAUACGAAAAGUACGCGGAGAAGAUGGAGGCCCUGGUGCCCAUCUACAUGGAAUUGGGCAAGCGAAUCUUCGACAUCUCCCCCGGUCACAUUAAUGUUCUGGCCCACGGAGACCUGUGGACCAAUAAUGUUCUGGUUCAGUACGAUAAGGAAACUGGGGAACCGUUGGACGUUGUGAUCAUUGACUUCCAGUACACGGCUUGGGGAUCGCCAGCACUGGAUCUCUUCUACUUCCUGAACACCUCGCUGGAGUUCGAUCUUCACCAGAAUCAUCAGGAGCAGCUGAUUGCCUACUACUUUGGCUUUUUCACAGAAACCCUGAGGAAGCUGCAGUACAAGGGUUCCAUUCCCAGUUUGCAUCAGUUCCACCAGCAAUUGCAGCAGAAGAAAUUCUAUGCUGCUCACACAUCCAUCUCGGUGUUUCCGAUUCAACGAAAUGUGGAGACCGCCGAUGCCGACUUCAAUGCCCUAAUGGAGACCAACCAGCGGGCCAUUAAUUUCAAGAACGCCUGCUAUAGGAACCCGAUUUCUGAAAGAGUUUUGCGUGAACUUCUACCCGGCUUCGAGGCGGAGGGCUUGCUUGAUAAAGAUCAGUAAGGGAUGUGCCCAGCCUAUGCUAUCUUACACCUGUGUUAUAUAGUACACAUUAUACGAAAUUGUAUAUAGAGAAAAAAUAGACAAAUAUUAUAUAUAGUUUAGCCAAUGUAAUCACAAUUGUAUAGUAUACCCAAACUAGGGAAAAUAUUCAAUAUACAUAUUAACACUUAUAUUAAAAUAAACAAAUGUACAUGAUAUAA
This is a messenger RNA of Drosophila biarmipes, 1571 nucleotides long. RefSeq lists its product as uncharacterized. The transcript has 2 exons. NCBI's taxonomy places the organism in Eukaryota, Metazoa, Arthropoda, Insecta, Diptera, Drosophilidae. Bases 55 to 1371 code for a protein of 438 amino acids. The record is from RefSeq and is a predicted model, not a curated record.